UAGAAAUCAGUGCCCUCCCUGACACAAUUUCCAUGAAGGCUUGAUUAGGUGGCACUUUCUUUUUGCAUGACAAGCAACCCCAAAUAAGCACUAUAAGCCACAAUCUGAACUCAUCAAGAGUUAGAAAAAGGAAAAAGAAAACCCACUUCAUUCUUCAUGCAUCAUUCCUUUUAAAGUAUUAGAACAACAAUUUAACAUAUCAUCACCUUUCUAGUGAUAGAGAGAGAGAGAGAGAGAGAUGGGUUACAACAAAGGGGGAGGGAGUCAAAGAGGAAGGCCUUAUGUGUUGAUAUUAUUGAUGACAUUUGGUGCUGCACUUCUUGGUGUUAUGGUGCUUCAUAGGUUUAGAGAGAAACGUAUCUACAAUCUUCUUGUUAAUCAGAAAGAUCAUCAACUUCUUACCCUUCAAGUUCUUUUGCAGAAGGAAAGAGAUCGCGCCAAGGAGUUGAGUAGGAAAAACGAAGAGACAAGAGCGAAAAUAUACACCCUCAGUAAUCAAAAGAUGGAGCUUACUAGAACAAUUGCUGAGAUGCAAUCUACCAUGAGUUCACUUAAAGAUGAGCAGAAACUGAUAGAGUCCGCGUACGCGGAGAAGCAGUAUGAGCUUAGAAUGAUGCAGCAAAGAGGGAGCAAUUUGGGACAAGGAGGAACUAAAAGAAUAUCAUCAAGAGAGAAUCUUAAGAAAACGGAAGCAGAUAUAGAGGACUUAAAAAGCAUCGAUGAUCAUCCAGCCAUAUUUGAUCAGAUUUUAGCAGCAAAUGCAACAAAGGAAGCACAGAGUAAAACUAAGAAUGAUAAUCAAGAAAAAGAUCAAAAUUCCAAAUAUGGGGGUGAUGAAAGUAAAAGCAAAUUAACCGAGUUCAAAGAUGGAGAGGUUACCGCUGAAAUAAAAGAAGAAAUUAAGACUAAUGAGGAGCUAGGUAAGAAAAAUGACAACCCUGCAGAUGAUGGUGCCAGUGGAAAAGAAGCUGAAGCUAAAGUUGUGGAGGAUAAGAAAGCAAUCAUAGAAGAGCAUCAAAGAAAACUCGAGGUGAACACAGAUGGUGGAAGACAAGAUUUCAAAGCAAAACAAUUGUCUGGUGCGAAGAGGGAACAUGGUCAUUUAAGUAGAACAGAGGGGGCGCGUUGGAGAAACAUUGUCAAGAAUAAGUUAAUGGAGAGCAACGGAAUUUUUGAAAAUCAUGGAGAGGUAAACAUGGUAAAAACAAAGGUUUACAAGGAGGAUAAGGAUGGAACAGUUAAAAGAGAAGCUGAAUCGCAGGCCAACUUGCUGAAGCCUGAAAACAAUGAAGACAAAGAUGGAAACAACACAACAGUGGAUAAGACUAAUCACCAGGAGACAGAUAAUGGAAUCAACAAUCACCCAGAAGAGCAUGAAGAUGGUGCUGUCCAACAAAACUGGAGCAGGAGGCGAAUCAAUAACGCUAGCAACAAUGCUGAACAAACAAAAUCCAAUAUGUUCCAUGAGGAAGAGCCUGAAGAAUUGGAAGUUUCGGAUGUGCAAAAGCAAGAGAAAGAUGCAAUUGAUGGUGAAGACGAUGGUGAGGAGGAUAAUAACGACGAAUUCUUCAACGAAUCCCAACCAGAAUUUGAAGAUGAAAAUGAGAAGGAAGAGUACAAGGAAGAAAUAGAUGAGUCGGAGUUUCAGCAUGGUUUGUAAUUAAACCGUAUUUACUAUUUAGUAUGUCCAUCUAAAAUAGUACUCAUGGUGUGGGUUUACUGAGUUUGAAAAUAUUUUAAAUCACUGACUAAGGAGUGUAUUAGUAUCAUCUUAGGGAUAGUAUGUCAAUGAAGCCAGACUUCGCCUUUUCUUAUUUGCGUUUUAGUAAUAUCAGACAUUUCGCUCACAUUUUAGACCGAUUUAUUUAUCGA
Molecule: messenger RNA, 1872 nt
Organism: Medicago truncatula (barrel medic)
Lineage: Eukaryota; Viridiplantae; Streptophyta; Magnoliopsida; Fabales; Fabaceae
Exons: 2
Coding region: 239-1660 (473 amino acids)
Source: RefSeq, a predicted model, not a curated record